This is a messenger RNA of Hippopotamus amphibius kiboko, 6231 nucleotides long. RefSeq lists its product as uncharacterized. The transcript has 2 exons. The coding region runs from base 598 to 1683 and encodes 361 amino acids. Lineage: Eukaryota; Metazoa; Chordata; Mammalia; Artiodactyla; Hippopotamidae. The record is from RefSeq and is a predicted model, not a curated record.
CCGGGGGCCACGCGCGCACCGUCCCGCUGGGCUCGCGGCGGGCAGGUGGGGACGGCGACCCGCUCGGCGCCCAGGCCUGUUCUGAGAACCCUUUGAUGCUCCCAAGAGGCCGGGAAGGAGGGUGCUACCCCAUCACCCACGGCACCAAGGGUGAGGCGCCCCAGCCCAGGACUGACCCGAGCAGUGGUGGCCUGGCUCUCCGUGAGACUCACGAAACCCCCAGAAAUAACCCAGCGUCCUGCAGGCCAAGAGCCCCUGGGGAGGGGCCCGGGGCCUGUGGCAGACACUCAACCAAGACCAGCUCUGCAUUCGGAAACAGUAAGGCUACAAAAGCUGGAAAGCAAAGGCCGCGAUCCCCGCCUCCCAAACACACACGCGCAGGCUCGCAUACGCAACGCGGCAACGCGGCUCGGCUGCCUGGCCGAUGGCGAAAGAGACGGGGGAGGCCCGGCCCCAGGUCUUCCCAGCAAGUUCCAGGCCGCAGAGCGACAUAAGCCCCUGGCACGUGAGGCAAGCGGCCACCAGGCCCCAGCCUGUGUCCAUCCACCAUGAGUUCCAACUGUCCGUCAGAGCAGGUGAGGCCCGGCCCGCGGGGAAAUGCCAGGCGGGCCCGGGAGGGCCAGGAGACGCCCGGCCCAGCAGAAGACACGGGUGUGGGUGUCCACCAGACCCGGGGCCUGCUCCUCCAGCCUCACGCUGGCCGGCUGCCCGCCGGGCCCCACCGCAAGGGAACGGGUCAGAGCCGGUGACCUCGGCUCUUGGUUGGUGACCACCAGCUCGUGGGUUUUCCUUCACAUCCCUCCUCACACGACCAGCCCUGUAAGGUGCCGCCCCCACCACAGCCCACAGCGCACGUCACAGGUGAGGGCACAGGGUGGCCCCUCCGGGCGGCCCCAGCCUCUGGCCUCGGCUGCAGGACAGGGAGCUCCUGCCUCCUGGCCCAGUGGCCGGUGCCUUCUGCCCCUCCUCAGAAGGAACCAGAUGUCAGCGGCCCACACCGACUGCCCAGGGCCCUGGGGCCUCAGGAAGAGCUCAGUUCUGCAAGUCUCCAUCUGGGCAGGGACCCCCCGCCUAAAAGACCCAGGCUGGGGCCCUGCCUUAAAAAGCCAGGGUUUGUUGGAUGGGACCAGCUUGGGAGCCCUCUCCCCAUCACCAGCAUGCACCCUGAGCCUGCCCACUGGGCACCUGUGCUCACCCAGGCCAGCAUCUGGCAUUACGUCACCUGCUCCGCACCUGCUCCAUCCCAGCGCUGGGCUGGGGGCUUCUCCCCUUGCCCCACCCCCCGGCCCUCAGGGGGAGGAUGUGGGGAACACACAAGACCCUUUGUGCUUUGUGGUUUUCUUUUCUAAAAACUCCAUGCCAGGGUCUUGCUGGGCCUGCCUGGGUCACCUCCAGGAAGUGCUCCCCGACCACGCCGCCCAGGGUCAGUCCUCCCAGUCUGGGCCCUGGCACCUGGCCCUUCACACCUGGCAAGGUCACUGCUGGGGUGGGCGAGGCCCCAGGAAGCAGGCGUCCUGGGUCCCACCCAACUCUGCCUGGGGAAGCUGCGUGACCACAGGCACACUGAAGGCCCCCGCUGAGGCGUCUCUGUCCAGGCCCCGCCCCACAUGGCGCCCCCGCCCACACACCCGCCACAGUGCCCACCCCCGUACCUGCCCCUCAGGGCCAGCAGCAGCGGGCUGAGGCCGUCCUUGUCCCGCGCGUGCACAUCCAGCCCUCUCUGCAGCAGCAUGGUGACCACCGCGGCCUGGCCCCCGCGGGUGGCCGCGUGCAGAGGAGUUUGACCCCCGAAGUCCUCCAGGCUCAGGUCAGUGCCCUGGGGUGAGGCAAAGGCUCACCACCCACUGGAGGGAGGCCAGGCAGGGCCAGGUGGGCCCCGGGGAAGGGCCAGGGGCGGGGUGCACCCGAGGGGGCCCCGGCACUGCCCCACGCGCCCUUCAGCUGCAGGGAGGUGAGCAGGCCCUGGGAGAGGCCCUGCUGCCCACACCCAGCGGGGCCCCCACCCGCCCCCCGCCCUGGGGCUGGCGUGGCUAGGGCUGGUCCCCAAGGGUGGGCAGGGCUCACCAGCUCUGCCAGCGCCUGCAGGGCCUCCAGGUCGCCGGCGUAGGCCGCAGCACAGGCCAGGCUGGGCGCCAGGGUGUCCCACACGUCAUCAGCUUCCUGGGGGGGGGGGGGGCCGCACCUUGGCACCUCUGCCACUUUCUGGGGCCCUUAGUACCCCCGGGAGUGGACAGGGCGAGAAGCAGGGGCACAGGCGGGCCGAGGCAGGGCCCAGGGACCGUGGGAACCCUGCUGGCCCCCACACCACGCUGGCAGUGGUCCCUUAAGUCACAACAUGGGAAAAGGAACCGGGCGCCACCUCUGAGGCCCGCCCGGGACCCCCACCCCUGGGAGCAAAGUCCAGACGGGACACGAGAGCAGCACCCAGCUCCACGCCGGCCGCCGCGCCCAGGGCCUGCCGCCCGCCCUCGGAGACCCUCCCCCUCGCCUGCCGCCCCUGUGGUGGAGGAUGCAGGGGUACGUCACACGGCGCCCCCCUGGGGGAGGGCGGAAAGGGCUGCCUGGCCCCUCCCCAGAAGGAAGGGCUGCCUGGCCCCCGCGCUGGGAAUCUCAUGGGUCGCCUACAGCUCCCCGAGGCGCCAGAAAGCUGGGGGUCCCAUCAGAGGGCCCUGUAGGCACCCCCGCACCAGGCACAACGUCCGGGCCUGAUUCCUCGGGUCCUUAAGGCCCAAGGCACCCCCCAUGAUGACAGGCCGCACGCAUCUGGCCGCUGCCAAUCCCCAGCAGGCAGGCUAACCACCCCCCACCCCCCGCCCAGUCGCCCUCCAGGAGAAGCCUGUCCCCCCGCCACCCUGCAGAGGGGAAAACAGGCACGUAGGGUGCUCCCACGCCAGGGCUGGACGCUUUGCCCAGAGGCCAGGGGGUGACAUGGGGCACCAGGAGGCCCGAAUCACCCCCGUGAGCCUGGCCCAGCUUGAAUUCAGGACCCCAGGCCCUAAAGCAAGUCCUUGGCCCCUUCAUGGGCCUGGUCACCCAGGCUGAGAAGGGGAGGAGGCUCCGAGCCUGGCCCCUCCUCCAGGGGAGACCGCGGAGCAGACACCGCUCUCCCUCCAGCACAGGAUGGGCAGGGCGCCCGUGGUGCCCGAGAGCGCCCCGCUCACGACGCAGCCCAGCACCGGCAAGCCCGGCCCGGCUGCCCCACCGGGUGAGCGGCCACGUCCACACACCGUGUGUACACAGCAAGGGCCCCUCUCUACCGCCCGGCCCCUCCCCACGCACUGGCCGGAGUCCCUGCAAACCCUCCCCGCGGUGGCCCCGAGCCCAGAGCCAGGCCUGCCCGGUGGCUUUCUGCUCCUGGCACCAGGAUGCCGGUGGCUGGGGGCCCAUCCCUCAGGGACCCGCCGCCCCCACGGGCCAGUACCUGGCUCACACUGAGGAGCUGGGCAACCCCGCGGCCCAGCGCGCUGCCCCGCAGAGAGGGCCGGAGCUCGUGCACCGCAGGCGGCGACAUCUCCCCACGCAGGUCCCUGGCCAGCAGCUGCGGGGGGAGCACACGGAGAGCAGGGCCAGCUCCACCAGGGCCCAGACCCACAGCCCAGACCAACCACGCAGGCCAGGCAGCCCCGGCCCUGGGAGACGGCCGCCCCAGGCCUGAAACCCCUCCAGCGGGCUCCAUCCCUGGGGCCAGAGCCUGACCCCAGCCAGACCCCACAGCAGGCCAGUCCCACCCUCCAGCCCGCCAGCUCAGGGUCUCCCCAGGCCCCCGGGGCCUCUGCGCAGCCCAAAGGGCCCGGGGACGGCUGUGUGUGAGGCCAGCCUGAAAAGCACGGGGGAGGGACACCCUGGGGGCAGUACGGGGACCCUCGGCCUAAGCCAGACCGGGGGCUCCCCAAGGUGAGGACAGGCGGUGCCGGGGGAGCCCCCAUCCCCACCCCUCUUCCAAACCCCGGCACACAUGCCCCGGACUGGGCCCUGCCGCCCACGGGUCACACUCCCACCGAGGGGCCCGGGUCCGCGGCCAGAGGGGCACGCACCUCCUUCCGGCUGUCCAGGCUCAGCCCCGGGAGGCCCAUCACGUACGACAGCUUGGCCAGGGCCGCCUCCGACGUCAUGUCGAAGCCCGAGAUGGUGCCGGCUCCCGCCAGGGCCUGCAGGGACAACGGGGCACGGGGUCACGGCCGGCUCGCCCCCGCCCGCCCCCAGGCCCCGGGGUCCCCGCCGCACCGUGCCAGCGCCGUAGUCCGAGGUGACGGCGCCCUGAAGGCAGUGGGUGCAGUUGACGAUGACCAGGCCUCGCCCGGCCGCCGCCCGCAGCUCCUGAAGCAGGUCAGGCUUGGUGGGCCCGUUUCCCGAGCCGAAGGUCUCCAUGACCACGCCCUUCAGGGGGGGCUGCAGGAAGGCCCGGACCUGCGGGGGCCAGGAGGCGACGGUGAGGGCCUUGCUUCCCGCCCCAGCCCUGGGGACCAGGCUGGCCCUGCACCCUCGGCGCGGCCAGGGGCAGCACAGGCCGCACACCUCACUCCCCACCACAGCCUCCCAAAGGGACCCCGUCCCCUUCUAAGUGUUAGGGUCACAAACACCAUGGAAGUGGGUCAGAGGAGGGCAGAGGGAGCCGGCUGGAGGUGAGAAAGGGCCGCCAGAGGCUUCACCGAGGGAAGGGCCUCCCAGCCCGGGCUGGGCAGUCCCACCGCCCCUCCCAGCCCCCGGCCCCUCCAUCGGGCCCGAAGCUCUGCCCCGUGUGACACACGACAGGUGAGGCUCCCCGCGAGCCAGUGCGUGGGGAAAGGGCCCUGCAGCCAAACACACACGCGGGGCCUGCCUGAGCCAGGGCGCUGGCCCUCACACCCUGUGAGGCUGCGCGGCUCCACUCAGAAGGCAGGACGGGGCCUUGGGUUUACCUCGAACAAGGACGGUCCCCUCAGAGGCCACCCUGCAGGACGCCUGUUGCCCAGCUCAGCCAAGCCCUGUAUCAGCCCUGAUGGGUACAGCCCGAGGCCCCAGGGCUGAGCACUGUCUGUGCCUGAACCUGCGGCACACGGGGAGCCCAGAGGCCACGCCGCUGGCUGUGCAGCAGGCGUCCACCCUCUGGCUGUGCCCCCGUCAGAGCCUUCACCCCUCGUCGGAAGCGCCAUCAGUUCCCUCUGCUUCUCCGGGCAGAGGCCAAAGGUGAAAGCAGACCUGUUCCUGGCAGAUACCCGGGAACCGGGAGACGAGGACCCACUGCAGGACGACGGGCCCCCCGCCGAUGGCCCAGCAGCCCCGGUGGAGCGCAGCCCUUCGGGUCCCGUCCCCCCGCCCGAGCCUGGCCCAGCUUAUGGCUCUGCACUCCCUCAGCCACAGCACGUUCUAGAAAGACGUCACAGGCCAGCACAGUUUUCCCAGAAAGAGCCUGGGCAGCUCAGGCCCCUUAAGAUGGCAGCCUCGUGCAGUGACGUCUGGCUACUACACAAUGCAAGACCCUGCGCGUGGACUCCAGCCAGCAGCCCCGGCCACCAGCCCCCGGGAGACCCUCACCUUCGAGAGCAGCGCUCACGGGCGCGCACCUCCCACAAACCCCUUCUGGUCCCAUCACGGCUCCGCCUCAUCUGUCCCUGGCGCCCUGGGAGGGGCGUGUGCGCCAGUUCACAGACUGCGGCCCAGAGGUUAAGGGCAGCCUGGUGCCGGGCUGCCCCGGGUAUAGGGACACACCUUGGAAGCCACGUGUGCGGGGUAGAAGGGGGGCUGCAGAGCCCGGCCCGUCAUAGCACCGAAGGAAGUGUGUUCUGAGCCCCGGCCCCUGCGGCCCUGCUCUCAGCGCCAGCGAUGCCCAGAGCCGCUUCUACCUGAGACCCUCCAUCCAACCGCAGCCCAGCGUCUGAGCCCAACUCACUGGACAGGAUGGAGGCAGGCACCACGUUUCUCCCAGGGACAGCCAGUGGCCGGGGGGUGGAUGGAGGGACCACCACAGCAGCCACAAGAAAGUGCCGAGUCCGAGGCCACACGCCAUCGGCCUCAGAGGAACCUCGGGGCCCGGUGCUGUGAGUCAAGGACGUCCGCAAGGACAAGCCCAGGUCGCAAAUGAGGGGGGAUGGGUUGAGGAGGCAGCGGAGGGGGACAGGUCCCGGUGACACCAAGGGCUCAGCCUCGCAGGCGUUCUCUGAACCCGGGCCAGGUGGGCCUGGUGGGGAAGGGGAGGGUGCAGAUGGCAGGCACUGGGGGCUGGGCUGGGGUCCCUACCAGGGUGGCGGGGAU